AAUAAAAAUUGCAAGUGGAACACCAUUUCUCACUGGCUAGUAAUUCCAAGUUAGUAAAUUACCGCAGGAGGUGAAAGCAUGGAUAGCUUAUAAUCACCACAAGAGAUGAAAGUCUGGAUAGAUGGUUUUAAAAUUUAAAAAAUUAGGGGGAUGCCGGAUGCAUGGUUCAGCUUUGAUUCCUUUGAACAAAGGAACGUGGAAUGAGUCAUUAAUGUGAACAGAAGAGUACUCCUAAUGUUUAAUUGUUUCAGAAAAAAUGUGGAGUAUAGUACUAUUUUAAGUUGUGUGCUUGGGAGUUCUAAAUUGUAGUUAGAUUUAAACUUAGGCCAAAUACCUUCUUAGUUCUUAACGUGUAAGAUUAAUUAACAUGAAUAUAUUUGUUUACUUGUUGAAAUUCCCUCAAAUGUAUAUCACUAUUUUCUUCUUCAAGAUUGAAGUCCACCAUCUCCUAUACUAUUCUCUCUCAUUUUUGAGUUCUCUAAGCCCAAAACCAUCAUAAUGAAGCAAGCUUGAUUCUACAAAAUAAAAUAAAAAAGAAAGCUUGGAGCAAUUUAUUAAUCUCUCUGGUCCACUCUCAACAACAGAAGUGACAGAGCUAGUUGGAAGGUGACAGAGCUACUUACUCUAAGAUAGUGAGAAAAAUUAUAGCUUCUACAAUCGUUAAAGAUACUGAGUAAAUAGCUAAUUGACAUGAAGGAAGUCGAGACAUGUGGAAAAAGAACUGAAGCUCCUGCAGGGACUUCAACCAAAUAUUUUCCAUCAAUAGAUGAGGAAGUUGUGGGAUUUGAGAAAGAUGCAGAAAGUAUAAUUCAACAAUUGACUGGAGGAACAAAGGGGCUAGAUGUUAUCUCCAUCUUUGGAAUGCCAGGACUGGGUAAAACAACUUUGGCAAGAAAGGUGUACAACAACCAUUCUAUCGUUAAUCACUUUGAUGUCAAAAUAUGGUGUGCUGUUUCACAAGCAUAUAAUAGGAGGAUGUUGUUGAGUGAGAUUUUUAAACAAGCAACACGUAGCGAGAUCGAUGAAGAUGAUGAUAUAGCUGACAAGCUGCGCAAGAGUCUAAUGGGCAAGAGAUAUCUCAUUGUAUUAGAUGAUAUAUGGGAAAUCGAUGCGUGGGAUAAUUUGGGAUUAUGUUUCCCUAGGGGUGAAGAUGGAAGUAGAGUAAUGGUAACAACUCGAAUUGAAGAAGUGGCUAAGCAUCUUCAACACCGCGGUGAUCCAUAUUCUCUUAGAUUUCUAACAUUGGAAGUGAGUUGGGAAUUAUUGCAGAAGAAAGUGUUUCAAGGAGAAAGUUGUCCCCCGGAUCUAUUGGAAGCUGGGUUACAAGUUGCCCAACACUGUAAGGGAUUGCCUCUUGUCAUUGUCUUGACUGCUGGAAUUAUUGCGAAAAUGGAAAGGGAGGCGUCCUUGUGGUUCGAGGUUGCAAAAGAUUUAAGUUCUCAAAUUUUAGGAGAGCAGAGUAUGAAGGUAAUACAAUCAAGUUAUGAACAUUUAGAACACCACUUAAAGCCUUGCCUUCUUUACAUGGGAUUGUUUCCAGAAGAUUGCAAAAUUCCGGUGUCUGAUUUGCUGAAGUUGUGGAUGGCUGAAGAGUUUGUACUGAACAUUGACAAAGAGAAUAUGGAGGAAGCAUCUAGAAUUUGCUUGAAUGAUCUACUUAAUAGAAGCCUAGUAAUGGUUUCUGAGAGGAGAAUUAAUGGUGACGUAGAAUACUGCACAAUUCAUGAUGUAGUGCGUGAGUUUUGCUGCAGAAAGCUUAGAGAAGAAACAUUUAUGCAGCUGACAGUACCAUAUAAUCCAUACAAACAUUUGUAUCCCAAGGAAUUGCGUUUCUGCACUUAUAUUCAUGAUGAUCAUGUUAAUCAAUUAGAUCAUUCUGAAUAUCUGAUGGAUAAGAUUCCAUCAUUCGACUCCAAGGGAAAAAAAUGUUAUGGUCAAUGUCCUAGGUUUUUGGAGUUCAUCGCUCAUCCAAAAUUCAACACAUGGAAAGGAUCAGUUCUUUUACCUUUACUUGUCGAAUUAAGACUUGUCCGGGCGUUGAAUUUAUUGGAUGUGCAAUUGCCAAGAUCUUGGGCAGGGGCAGUACACUCACUAGUUCGCUUGAGGUACCUUGCAAUUUUUGUCGAAGAAUUUGAAUUCAAGUGGGUAUCACACCUAGACCAACUGCAAACUCUAGAGGUUUCUUCAACGAAGAAGUUAAGGACAUCGCCUGCUAUCUGGAAAAUGACAAAGCUAAGGCAUGUGAAUAUAAGAAGCCAAUUUUCCUUUAUAUGGGAAAACAAUGAUCGAGAAAUUCUUGAAGAAUCAUCAGAAGCUAAGCUAGAGAACUUGAAGACGUUUCGCACUUGCCGUAUAUGCAUGGACGGUAUGAAUCCAAGGUUCUGGUGGAGGUUUCCAAAUCUUGAAGAACUCAGCCUCAGCAUUGCAGGGGUACCUAGUCAUUCUUUGUUUCCCAUACCAGAAGUUCAUACUCGCCUUCAAUCUCUUGAACUAUAUCUCUCAGACGACGAAAGAUACUUGGUUUCAGUUGAAUGGACCAGCUACUUUGUCUUCCCUUCAAAUCUCAGGUAUUUGUAUCUUCACAGCGAUUUUCUACUUGAAGAGUUAUUUCACAUUAUUGCAAGACUGCGGAAUCUUGAGAGUCUCAAAUUAGAUAUAAUAGAUUUGUCGGGGCAAGUGUGUUGGGACGUCAGCUAUGUUGAGUUCCAUGCACUCAAAUACUUGACAUUAGAGUUUAUGUAUAUCAAAGAAUGGAAAGUUUCAGAGGCAUCCUUUCCCGUGCUUGAGAAGUUAGUUAUAAGACAUUGUAACCGCCUCGGGGAGAUCCCUCCUAGCUUUGUCGAUGUUCCAACACUCCAGCUUAUUGAAUUGAUUGGCUGCAGGGACUCUCUUGGGGUUUCAGCUAUGAAUCUUAAAAGAGAAAUUGAAGAAACCACAGGAUGUGAAUGUCUCCAAGUUCUUAUAUCCAAGUACUAAAGCUGGUAGGAAAAACAACUCUUAGUAUCUUGUGUGUCUUUUCACAACAAAUUCUAGAAACUUAUAUUUAUAUGAUACUUAAGCAGAUGUGUAAGGUCUGCAUACACAUCACCCUCCCAGAUCCCACUUGUGGGAUUACACUGGAUAUGUUGUUGUUAAGCAGAAUUUGAGAAAAUAAAAUUAUCAUGGUUGAUUCUCAUAUACCUUCAUAAAAUGCCUCCUAAUGGCAGCUGAAUGAAUAGUCCAGUUGAUAAUUAACACUUUCCUUGGAUGGCCUUUCUUUUUCCAGAGGAAGCUUAAGGAAUUUACUGUUUAAAAACAGAUAACUUUACAUUAUGCCAAUCGACACACAUAACAUAGACACUCACUUCGUGAAAUAAUUUUAAUUAAACAAAAUCAUUCAUUCGCAUAACUUUUCUGCAUUUCUAGUUCUCUCCAUCGUGCUUUCAUUCUUUGCAAUAUUUUCCUCCAAUGUCUCAUCUAAUUUGUAGAUGCAGCUUUUUGCCAUGACCUUUGUUUUCUUAAUGCCAUUCUACUUCCUUGUUUGUGUUGUUCGGCAUACAUAAAGGGUUAAAGAGAUGAGAGGAGUUCUUUUGAUCAUUUGUGGAUGGCUUCAUUCUGAAUUAUCUUCAGGAGAAAUUGGGUCAUCGAGCUAAUGUCUCGAGGAUUCCGUCAUCUUUUUAGUUCUCUAAUUCUGCUGAAAAGCUUUUCACAACUUGUAUUUUUUACGUGGAUCAAUUCAGUCUUAUAAUGCUACUGCAAGGAUAAAAUUGUGAUAAUUGCUUAUUUGGUUGGGAAGUGUUGACUCCAAAAUCCAAUUUUUUAUUUUAUUUUUUUGUUUGAAUGUAGCAAUGCAACCCUUCGAAAUUUUCCCAUAUUAAAAAACAGCAAAUGAGAACACAACCACAAACAAACGAGCUAUGCUUGGUGUAAAAAAAAAUUGACAGGCAAUUCAUCAAAAGCUGCAAAUUUUAUGCUCUAGUUCCACUUCUCCAUCUGAAUAGAAGUCUACUAGGGGCGGAUCUAGCUGAGAGGACUUCACCGGAAAAUUACACUAUAUGUAAUGUAAAUUUUGAAUUUUAUGUAUAUAUAUCCAACAAUGAAUCGUUGGCCGAAGAAGUAUUGGGGAGAGGUAAUUAGACACGACAUGACGCAGUUACAGCUUACCGAGGACAUGACCUUAGAUAGGAGGGUUUGGAGGAUCCAGAUUAGGGUAGAAGGUUAGUAGAUAGUCUCGUUAUCCUGUCUUAUUAGUAGUCGCAUUAUCGCAGUAUAAUUUCUUGUGCUCUGAUUUCUGCAUUAUCUGUUAUUUCCUGUGCUUUGAUUACCCUAUGUUAUCUGUGUCGCUUGCGUUAUUUCAUUUUCAUAUCGCUUUGAAUCUCUUAGCCUUAUCUGACCUCUUUUUAUGUUUUUUUUUUUAUUGAGCCGAGGGUCUUUCGGAAACAGUCAUCCUACCUUGGUAGGAGUAAGGUUUGCGUAUACUCUACCCUCCCCAGACCCCACGUUGUGGGAUUUCAAUGGAUUGUUGUUGUUGUAUAUCCAACAAUGAACCGUCUUGACACAGCCGAAAAGCUUAGCUUAGUCAAAGAGUUCAAAUUCUCCAAGGUCGCUGGAGCGAGAAGUGAACCAGCAACCGUGGGGAGAAUUUGAACCCUGACCACUGAGCUAAGCUUUUCAGUUGUGUCAAGGCCCUCAAGGUGAUUCAUUAUAGGAUAUAUACGCAUAAAAUUUAAAUUUGACCUUACAUAUACAAUUUUCCGGAAAGUGGGUCAGAGGGCUACUAAUGUAAACUAUUUCUUUACUCAGUUAAACAAAAAAAGGGGGAUGGUGGAAACUUCAACCGGGCAAUUGUUGGCGGCGGCUCAUAGAAAGGACUCGACAAGAGUAAACCAGUUUACGAUAAGAAAGGGUCAAUGAUUGGAUUCAAGAAAAGCUUUUGUUUUGAUGAUGAUCAUCGUAGUAGAAUUCAUCUGUGGAGUAUAAAAGAAUAUUGUCUUAGCGAUAAAAUACUACAGGUGUUAAGACAACGCAGUCAAAUUCAACAUGAGGACUUGUUCUGUGUCGCAUUACGAGGAAUGUCAAUUAUGAUAUUGCUUCUUACAAUGAAGAGAUUGAUACCUAUGCUGCCACUAUGCUGGAAUUCAAUAAUUCCUUGCUGGUUCCUUAUGUUCUGCAAGAUGAGGAUCAAUGCCCUCUUUUCUGAGAAGAUUUUUAUAUUGGUCAUACAACUUUGGGGAUUUAAGAGUUAGUGAUGAUUGAUACAACUGAAUUGUACAA
This is a messenger RNA of Lycium barbarum (goji berry), 5253 nucleotides long. Its product is annotated as putative late blight resistance protein homolog R1B-16. Gene Ontology annotation, molecular function: ADP binding. The record is from RefSeq and is a predicted model, not a curated record. The transcript is spliced from 2 exons. Gene Ontology annotation, biological process: defense response to other organism. Bases 691 to 2976 code for a protein of 761 amino acids. Lineage: Eukaryota; Viridiplantae; Streptophyta; Magnoliopsida; Solanales; Solanaceae.